This is a messenger RNA of Suillus fuscotomentosus, 1467 nucleotides long. RefSeq lists its product as uncharacterized. The record is from RefSeq and is a predicted model, not a curated record. The coding region runs from base 1 to 1467 and encodes 488 amino acids. Gene Ontology annotation, molecular function: FAD binding; monooxygenase activity. Lineage: Eukaryota; Fungi; Basidiomycota; Agaricomycetes; Boletales; Suillaceae. Gene Ontology annotation, biological process: secondary metabolite biosynthetic process. The transcript has 9 exons.
AUGUCAUCGUCAAAACGGAGAGCGCCGCUCAGCAUUGACUUCAUAAUAGUUGGAGCUGGUAUUGCCGGCCUGGCCACCGCGUUUAGAUUAUGCCAGGCAGGGCAUCGUGUUCGUGUUUUAGACAAGGCUGCAGGGCCAAACCGACGCGCUGGUGGUACCCAUCUCCCACCUAAUGCUACCAAAGUUUUGAUGGAUUGGGGAUUCAAGGACGAACUACUGAAACACGGACUGAGCACACGUGCUAGCACAUUCAUUUCAAUUGAUACUGGAAAAGUCAUAGGAUGCCUCGAAUGGAAGGAAGACGUUCUUCAGGAGACAGGAGCGGAUUAUAUGGUUAUACGUUAUCGUGACCUCUACGAUAUGCUAUAUCGUGCAGCGAUCAAUGCGGGUGCCCGUAUUACAUACGGCGCAACGGUCACCAACGUGCACGCAAACCCGCCCCGCGUUGAGCUUCAUGAUGGCACUGUCCUCAAAGCAGAUAUGGUUGUUGGCGCUGAUGGUCCACGAAGUACAGUCCGCGAAGCGGUCGGAGGGUGGUCAAGCGAAGAGGUGCCAGAAGGGCACAGUGCUUACGUUGCGAUUAUAUCCCGGGAUGUCCUUCAAAAUGACCCCGAGCUCAGCGACCUGACGCGAUUUCAUGAAAAUAGACCUGACUACCCGAUAUGGACUGGAGACUCUAGACAUGUCAUAGCCUUCACGGUGGCAGGAGGGGCUGAAUUUGCGAUCCAUGCAUUUUUACCUGACAGCGAGGUUGACGGCAUUGGCGACAAGGAUGGUUGGGAUGUGAUCGUCCCUCGAGAAAAGCUCCCUUUUCAUUUUGAACCGAAGCUGCAGCGCUUGCUGGAUAUACCUGCUACGUAUCAGAGGGUGCGACUUUUCCAAAGAGAAUGCGCUGAAGAAUGGACAGAUGAAUCAGGAAGGCUGCUCAUUAUGGGAGAAGCUGCCCACCCAUUAUAUGCAAGUCUAUAUGAACUCCGAACUCCGAACGAUAAUAAUAACCAUCCGCAGCCUUGCGUUCUACAAAGUUGCAGUAUGCAAAUAGAGGACGCUGAAGUGCUCGGCACCCUCUUCUCUCGAUUACGAGCCUGGGAUCAAUUACCCCACUUAGCUGAGGCGUUCCAGGAGCUGCGCGAACCACGUACGCGCGCCAUAUACGCAAAGGAGACGAAGGCUUUUGAUACGGUAUGGGUGGGUCCUGGGCCACAACGUGAUGCACGAGAUCAGGCCCUCUACGGCAUGAUGAUCGAAGGGCACAAGGGCUGGGACGAGACGAAAAUGCGCUGGCAGUGGGAUGAGAUUUGCGAGGUCUUCGGCUAUAAUGCGCGGGACGCAGCUGAAGACUGGUGGGUCAUGUGGGGUAUGUUGAGAGAGAGAAGUAUAACAAGGGAAGGAUAUUGUCCUUCCAGUUAUACUGUGCCUUUCUGUAUGGGGGCAACCGUCACACAUUACGCAGAGCUGCGUAACUGA